Messenger RNA from Fomitiporia mediterranea MF3/22, 1203 nucleotides. Its product is annotated as translation initiation factor eIF4e. Lineage: Eukaryota; Fungi; Basidiomycota; Agaricomycetes; Hymenochaetales; Hymenochaetaceae. The transcript is spliced from 3 exons. The record is from RefSeq and is a predicted model, not a curated record. Bases 1 to 1203 code for a protein of 400 amino acids. Gene Ontology annotation, biological process: translational initiation. Gene Ontology annotation, cellular component: eukaryotic translation initiation factor 4F complex. Gene Ontology annotation, molecular function: translation initiation factor activity; RNA 7-methylguanosine cap binding.
AUGCCUCCCUCCCUCGACAAGCUCGCAGCGCGCAUCACUGCAUCAGGCAACGCUGCUCCUCCAUCUACUCAGUCUUCCUCUGCCCGCCCGCGACUCGCCGCCCAACUGCUCAGAACAGGUUCUCAAAUCUCACUUACAAGUACAAUUGCGUCAAAUGCAGACUCCACAACAGUCAAUCCACCCACUACUCGCUCAGUAUCACCUGCUGGUUCCAGUGGGACGUCUUCUCCACUUUCCACUGUCCCCUCAGGCGGCGAUCCGCUCACUACAGAGAGGGUCGAGAAACUUAAUGUGGAGACUGAGAAGAAGGCUCCAGUUGGCUACAAGAACAUCCCCAGUCUCGACGCGAUCACUGCGCGGAUGCAAAUGACACGCUCCCUCAGUGUCGAUGGGACGACCAAGCCCCCAGAACCAGAAACGUAUGAGGACCCGGCUACGCCUGGAAUUCCACAGAAGGUUCCCGAACAUCCACUUCAGAACAAGUGGACAAUCUACCAUGAUUCAAAAUCUAGGCCUCCCCCAACCGGAGACAGCGCAGCCGCGCAUCCCGCACCUACUGAAACAGGCGAUUACGAGGCAGGAUUAACCGUCAUUGGCGAUUUUGACACUGUCGAAUCCUUCUGUCGAUAUUUCAACUGGCUGAAGCCACCCUCAAAGCUCGAACGCAAUUCAAAUUAUCAUCUUUUCAAAACCGGUAUCAAGCCAAUGUGGGAGGACCCAGCAAAUGCAGAGGGUGGCAAGUGGGUAUUAACAAUGAAGAAUAACCCGGCUUUGCUUGAUCGCUGCUGGAGUUGGCUCGCAAUGGCGAUGAUCGGUGAGGAAUUCGAUGAUUAUGGCGAGGAUUUAUGCGGUGCCGUCGUCAGUCUGCGGAGCAAGGUCGACCGUAUACAACUUUGGAUACGCAGUAAGGACGACGUGGAGCGGGUGAAUGGUAUUGGGAGGAAACUUGUGAAGCUGCUGGACGUUUCUGAAGCUGAUGGGAUUGGUCUUGAAUUUCAGUAUAACAGCGAAGAUCGUCCUCCACCCAAUAAAUUCCUCUCAGUCCACUCUACUUUCCCACAGUCUUCGUUCCGCUCAUCAUUCAGCCAAGGUCACGCGAACAGCCCGACAUUCGCGCCUGGUGAGACUCCGACUAGUGCGGGUCCAGGAGGAGCUUUUAGUGGAUUCAGCACUGUUGGUUCUGGAUGGAGGGCGAGGCGCUGA